Molecule: messenger RNA, 1107 nt
Organism: Adelges cooleyi (spruce gall adelgid)
Lineage: Eukaryota; Metazoa; Arthropoda; Insecta; Hemiptera; Adelgidae
Exons: 1
Coding region: 1-1107 (368 amino acids)
Source: RefSeq, a predicted model, not a curated record
AUGAGCAGUGAAUCUGACCAAAAUAGCCCACCCAGUAGCACAAGUGAUAGAGAUUAUAGACCACCGGUUACUAUCGUCCCUAUUCCGUCGACUCGCACUCUUCGUUCCGACUCAAAGAAAUCUCGGCUUAGUACUAGCCUACCUAGAGAUUUGGCGAGUAGUACAGAUAUCCUAAUUAGAUCAAUCCGUACACUAGGUAGUACUGAUAAUCUUUUGGAUAACACUAACACUUUAUUGGAUGAGUUGAGGAGCUCAUCUACUCAAGGUGUUAAUCCAGUAUCACAUACUAUAACUACAUCCACUAGUACCAGUUGUAUUACUUCUACAGCGUCUAUUGUUUCUAAUACUAUUUAUUCUACGUCUACACCGUCUAUUGUCUCCCAUACAAUCCAUUCUAUUUCUACAGCGUCUAUUAUUUCUAAUACUAUUUAUUCUACGUCUACACCGUCUAUUGUCUCCCAUACAAUCCAUUCUACGUCUACACCGUCUAUUGUCUCCCAUACAAUCCAUUCUAUUUCUACAGCGUCUAUUGUUUCCGAUACUAUUUAUACUAAGUCUACACCGUCCGUUGUCUACCGUACAAUUCCUACUACAUCAGUUGGUGUUAGUCUCACUCUCUGUCCGCGACCGACUACUAGUUUCUCCACUAGUUAUAGCAAACCAAACACUACUAAGGCAGUUUCUCAAUACAUUCCUAAGAUUUCCACUGAAUCAGCAAGUAGUUGGUAUACGUUAACUAACAACUAUACUGUCGCUAGUACGUCGACCACUACGUCUUCCAAUCCAAAAACAAAUCGCGGACCAGUAAAGAACCAAAAAGUAAAGGCCCGAUAUCAGGACGAAACCAUACCUGAUUCUGAGUGCGGUCCACAGCAUAUUGUCGCGAAAGUCUACCCACCAUCAAGUUGGUUAGAACAUAGGGAUUAUCAGUGGUUGAUGAACGAAAACACACCUAUUACCGACAAUAUCAAUUCUAAUUCCGAUAGCAAUAGACAAGACAGAGGCGAGAUAAUGGACAAUUUACAAAAUUUAGUAGAACAAUAUAUAGAACAAUAUUUUCAACGACAACCGAAUGCAUUUACUAGUCUAAAUCAUCCACCGCCAUAG